Molecule: messenger RNA, 1204 nt
Organism: Spinacia oleracea (spinach)
Lineage: Eukaryota; Viridiplantae; Streptophyta; Magnoliopsida; Caryophyllales; Amaranthaceae
Product: F-box protein CPR1
Exons: 3
Coding region: 1-666 (221 amino acids)
Source: RefSeq, a predicted model, not a curated record
AUGGAAAUCUAUUGCGAUGGUGUUCUUGUUAACGAGGCUUUAUAUUUCCUUGCGAAUACCAAGGAAUCGUAUACGAGUCCAUGUAAGUUUAUCGCUAGUUUUGAUCUUUGGACAGAAAACUUCUCGCUUAUAGACUGCCCCAGUUACGAGGAUAAGUUAAGUUCUAAUUUGAUGCUAAGUUUGUCGGAAUUGGGUGGGUGUUUAUGUCUGGUGAUGAAUUAUCAUAACAGUGGUAUUGGUGAAUUUUUCCUUAAUCCUAAUCUGCGGCAUGAUUCUGUAUUGGUAUGUGCUGUUGUGUGGGUGAUGAAGGAGCAUGGAAAGAAAGAUUCAUGGAUUAAGUUAUUUAGUAUUCACAACCCAAAUAGUAUUAGGAGUUAUCUACUUAUUAAGCCUCUCAUUUACUCCAAAGAUGGGCAGAGAAUUUUGUUGGAGAUGGACUGCAGGGGCCUUCUUUGGUAUGAUUUGAAGUCAAAUAAAGUUGAUAGAUACACAGUUCAGGGGAUGCCGAAUGGAGUUUUUGAGAUGGCGUAUUUUAUGGGUAGUCUUGUUUCCCUUGAAGAUAAACUGCAUCCUGAAAUAGAAACCUUGCCAAGGAAGAACAUGAAGAGAAAAAACAAGAAUGAUUUGGGUAACUAUCUUUCUGUGGGGUUCAAGCUGAUACUGUAACGCAUUUGAAGAUGAUGCUGCUUGGGGGUUAUGUUCAGAUUGUUUAAUGGAUAGGACUCUGCAUUGUUAAAACUUUGCACCUUUGACUGGUUUUUAUGCCAUUUUGCCUUGAGCAUAGCCAACAAUUUCAAAAGCUGAAGCAGUAUUCAGUUAAUAUUAUGAUUUUGAAGUGACGUACCCUUGGUUGAGGUGGCCAUUAAAGAACUCACUUGGAUGCUAUUCUAUAUAGGCCUUUUCAAGUAAGUUUACAGAAAGCUAUCUUUUAUAGUACAGAGUAUCUAGUUAAGUCAACUUUGGUGCUAAACCGCUAACCUACUGUUAAUAGACUAAUGUUGUAAUGCGUCAAGCUAUACUUUCCGGUACUAGUAUGGCCUCGGUAGAACUUCUAAUGUAACUGUCUGUAAACAAUGGAUAACCUUAGUUUCUGGUUUCAUCUGGAUAUCUGUUUCGAUAGUUGGUUUUGAUUUUUUUAGGCUUUCUGAAGUACAAUGUGAAUAUCUGAUAAAAUAUUUGGUGAAACUUUAGCAUAAUUGUAUUA